This is a messenger RNA of Pomacea canaliculata, 6994 nucleotides long. Its product is annotated as guanine nucleotide-binding protein G(s) subunit alpha. The coding region runs from base 247 to 1374 and encodes 375 amino acids. The record is from RefSeq and is a predicted model, not a curated record. NCBI's taxonomy places the organism in Eukaryota, Metazoa, Mollusca, Gastropoda, Architaenioglossa, Ampullariidae. Gene Ontology annotation, biological process: sensory perception of chemical stimulus; adenylate cyclase-activating dopamine receptor signaling pathway. Gene Ontology annotation, cellular component: heterotrimeric G-protein complex. Gene Ontology annotation, molecular function: G-protein beta/gamma-subunit complex binding; GTP binding; GTPase activity. The transcript has 10 exons.
UUCCCGGCAUGCCUCGAUAACCCCACCCAGCACUGUCAAAUCGAUGUUUGCUGUCUAUGUCGGCACGGAGAGCGAACGCUUCAUGAUUAUCCGUGUCGAUUCCAUGCUAGGGCGGCAUUCUUGUGCCCUUUAGCCCUAGCAAGUAGCCGGAGUGGGCACGGAUUAGCUGUGUUUUUUCUUGUUUGAGGAUAUCAGUUGCUUAAUUGUCGUUCCAAACUGGCAAAAUUAGCCACCAUUCUGGACAGCAUGGGGUGCUUUCGAAAGAAAGAAGACGAGGAUGAUAAAAUGCGGAAAGAAGCAAACAAACGGAUUGAGAAACAAUUACAGAAGGAUAAGCAGCUUUAUAGAGCAACCCAUCGUCUUUUGCUGCUUGGUGCCGGAGAAUCCGGAAAAUCUACUAUCGUAAAGCAAAUGAGGAUACUGCAUGUCAAUGGAUUUGGUGCAGAAGAGAGAAAGCAAAAAAUUGAAGACAUUAAGAGAAACGUUCGAGACGCCAUUUUGACAAUAACAGGAGCCAUGAGUACCAUAAACCCACCAGUGGCUUUAGAGAAGCCUGAUAACCAGUUCCGAGUGGACUAUAUACAAGAUGUUGCCAGUCAAGCAGACUUUGACUAUCCACCGGAGUUUUAUGAGCACACAGAGGUAUUAUGGCAAGAUAAAGGCGUUCAGCAGUGCUUUGAGAGAUCCAAUGAAUAUCAGCUCAUUGACUGUGCGCAGUAUUUUUUAGAUCGUGUACACAUAGUCAAGCAACCAGAUUACACCCCAACAGAGCAGGAUAUACUGCGGUGUCGAGUGUUAACCUCAGGCAUUUUCGAAACAAAGUUUACUGUUGACAAAGUUAAUUUUCACAUGUUUGAUGUUGGUGGCCAGCGAGAUGAGAGGAGGAAGUGGAUCCAGUGUUUUAAUGAUGUGACUGCCAUAAUCUUCGUCACUGCUUGCAGUGGCUAUAAUCUGGUUUUACGAGAAGAUCCCAGUCAAAACCGACUACGAGAAUCUUUAGAUCUGUUUCGCAGCAUCUGGAACAACAGAUGGUUGCGGACAAUAUCAGUGAUCUUAUUUUUAAACAAGCAAGAUCUGCUGGCUGAGAAGGUGAAGGCAGGCAAGUCAAAGAUAGAGGAGUAUUUUCCUGACUUCACACGCUACCAGGUCCCACCAGAUGCCACUGCUGAGCCUGGAGAUGACCCUGAGGUGGUGAGAGCUAAAUACUUCAUCAGGGACGAAUUCUUGAGAAUCAGCACUGCAAGUGGAGAUGGUCGCCACUACUGCUACCCUCACUUCACUUGUGCUGUGGACACAGAAAACAUCCGACGGGUGUUUAAUGAUUGUCGGGACAUCAUUCAGCGAAUGCACCUCCGCCAAUAUGAGCUACUGUGAUGUGCCUCUUAUUGAGGCCCAUGACAUUCUCAUCAUGUGAUGCACCUCUGCUCCUCAUUGAUUGCACAUCGCUUGAAUUUUGGAGGCUCUCGUUCUACUCACCCACACUCACGCACAACCACGCCACCCACAUGCCUGUUAGCAGCCAGAUACUUCAAUGAAGAAUAAAAGGGAUGUGCUGGGUGUUGAAAUUGUGUUGUUCAAGCAAAUGAAUUUAGCAGAAGUGAGGAUCUAUAUUGUUUGAAGUGAUCAGGAUCUGCCAUCUUCAAAACCAGCAAAUCCUGGUAGUAGAAAAAAAAAGUACAACCUAUUACACUGGAACGAGAAACUGCUUAAAUGUGACUGUUUGAAUUAGGCCUGAGUGUAUAUGUAUAGUACGCAAAUGUGUGUAUGUAAACUUCCUUCAACAGUGGCACUAGCACAUUCAGCUGUAAAAGGAGAGCUAGCAGUUUGGUUUGACAUUACAGAGAAUUAAGAAUUCUGUGCAUGGAAUCUGCGGCUAAGUCUCUCCCACACCAACAGUUCAGCAUUGUGAAAUGACUUUGAUUAUGGUGUUGGCAAAGCCAUAAAAUGCUGAGGAAGCAGAGAGGAUGAAUGAUCGGUAGUGGAGUGGUAGCAUAGUGAAUGAACAUAGAAAAACAAAAUGUGCGGUAAACUAGAAUGGUUGGCUCAACUUUGAUAUGUAUGCAUUAAGACUAGACAAAAUGACAGAAAACAUGCAGACGUCAAUAGUUGUACAGUACUGCAUUGUUUAUACUAUACAAAACCACAUUCAUAUUUUUGUUUCCAGGCUCUGUAUGUUUGUGUGUGUGUGUGUGCACACAAGUGCUUGUGUGUGUGAGAGAGAUUUUCAUUUUGUUGGGGUUUUUUUUUUUUCAGGUAGUAUGAAAAAAAAUCAUUGCAUCAUCACUUUAAAGUGGACUGGCUGACUGAUCCUGUUCCCUGUGUGUCUGUGUUUUGUGUAAGGAGGGGAAUUUUUUUUCCUCUGUGUGUGUGUGUGCGCGCGCGCGCUUUGCUGGACUACAGAAAUAAGAGAGGUUAAAGACCCAUUUUGUAUGUGAUCUAAGAUGAAAUAGUACCUUUUGGAACUCUGUUAAUAUGAGGCUGUGGCCUGAAUUUUGAGUCUAGAUUGUGAUUGUGCCAUUUGUCACCUGCCAGACACUGGAGGUGGCAGCAAAUUUUAUGUAACCCAACAGAUAUAUGCAGAAUCUUCACUUAUCAAAGCGUCUGCUGUUUCACCAAUGCUGUUUUUGCCACCUGUGGACAAAGUGCAAGCAGCUUUUCAACUUAUUGUGUUUCAUUAUCUUCCUACCUUUCCCUGUACAGAACUCUCCCAUUUUGUUUUGUCAACUGUGUUUUUUGCUGCCUGCUUCAGUGUUUGGAUUUAUGUUUGGAAAAAGGGACACUUGAGAAGUGUCAUGAGGUUGAGUAUGGAUGACUUAUUCAGCUGAUCUUUUAAGUCACUGUUUAUACAUGAAAUUAACUUUUAAGUGAUUACAAAAACUCAAAUAGAGCUGUGAAACAACCAGUUUUGUUGGAACUGGACUGCCCUCUGCUUCCCAGUUCAUGCAUUCAGAGUUUGUAACCUGACAGUCUUUUUUUUGUCAAGGAUGUUGCUCUGAAGUACAUCACUACAUAUGCCUUCUUAAUAUAUACUUAGUGUGACGUUUUAAGAUUAUAGUGCAGGUAGUUUUUGUAUUUUGUUUCUGCUUGAGUUUCACAUUGUCAUGAGCUCAGUUAUUGCCACUGGUCAGUGUCUCUCUGUGCAUUCAGCAUCCUCCAAUUGUGACAGGCAUUGACUGACCGCGAUAGUGCAUUGUGUAUUUUUGCAUUAACUAAUAGACUUCUAGGUUUAAAAUGAUGUGUUUUGAUCUGUUUCUUUGUGACUAACAUUUCACAUUUAGUUUCUGGCAACACCUCUUAGCAUUCUGCUAAUCUCUGUUUAUAUAUUGAAUCAUGUGCUUUUAAGCACUGUUCCAUAGUGUAACAACAGAUUGAUGUAGUUUAGUACUGGACAUUAGGGAUUAAAUAGAUUAAACCAUUAUAGGUAAAGUGAUGUGUUUUAUGUCUUUAGAUGCCAGAUUUGAUAUCAUAAUGUCUACCGUUAAGUGCUCAGACAUUAAAUGGACAAAGAGUUGCAUAGGGGGAAUGUUAAUUGGAAGUGAUUGUAACCACAGAGGUGUAAAAUAUAUGACAGAAAAUGCUGUAAAAAUAAUGUUUUACGAAGUGACAUGGUGUAAGUACAUAGGCACAGAAAGCCCGAGCUGUAUUCUGUACUUAUCAGCAUGCUGCUAUUGGAACUAGUGGUAGAACAAAAGAGCAUGAUGUAGAAUCAAAUAAACCACACUCAGUCAGCAGUUCUUGUGCAUUGUUUACUGAUUCCCCCCUUCCCCCAAGAUCUCUAAAUGUGUGACAGUUUUUUUCUCUUUUGACCAUGUUAUAUUGUAUCUAUAAUUUGCAUUAAAUAGACUGUCAGCACUACAAUUGUAAUGUAUUUCCUCCAGGGCUUUUUCUUUCCCUCACUUCCAUUGAUUUUACUCUGUAUCCUGUUCUCCUUAACAACAAGAGCUAGAGUCUCAUUUGUUUUUUUAUCUGACAAUUGCUGACGUAUUCUUUUAGUAUUUUUAAACUUUUGUCGGCCCAAGAAAAAAGGUCUUCUUUCCCUUACAGUGUUUUGCUGGGUGCAAAUUUAGUGUCACUUUUUAUUCAUUCACUUAUAGUUCAGGGGUCUUGGGAGACUGAACAUUAUCAAGGAUAAGCAGUAUCUCUUAUUUUUCAAUGGAAAUGGACACCAUAAUAAGACAUAUGGAAGACAAAACUACAAACCAGUAUAAAUCAUCUAAAAAUUACUGAAACAUGAAUUGUCAUGAAGGUACUUGUGGUCACAUGGCAGAGUGGAUAUGAUUUAAUGCAAAUUGAUGAAUGUAAAGUAAACCCUUCCCACUUUUGCAUCUAACUGCAUUUAAUUUUGUAGCACAGUCAUACACAACUAAUUAAAAUAGUAUUGGUGUUAAAGUUAAAAAAGUUUAAAAAGUUGUGCAUAUCAUAUUGAUCAGAUAAUUGUUUACUGUCCAACUUCGCAUUCCUUCCCAACUUUUGUUGAGGAAAGGGAUAAGGGUUUUUUUCAGCCGAAUAUGUUUCAUGGCCUUAUGUGCCAGGUUGUCCUCUGGAACAGUUUCCCAUGUACUCCUUAGCACUGCAGUUCAUCAGCUGCUAUAUUGGCAGCAAAUCGCUGUUAAUUUCUCAUUGCAGAGUUACGUGUUGAUGCGUAUGUUUUUAUAUAUAUAUAAAGGAUCAAGCAAAUAAAUUUGCACACAUACACAUUGAGAGCGUGACCCCUUGUGACCACACAAUUCCUUAAGAUAGCAUAAUUCAGCUGGUUUUACAAUCCAGAACUUCCUUGAGCAAGCUUUUAUAUCACCCUUUCCAUACAUAAGGAUGCCUAGGAACUGCAGACUAAAUGCUCAGUUGAUGCUUUUAUUUGUAGUGUAGGCAAUAGGAGCACUUAGGUAACAAUAUGGGAGAAACUACAAAUGAAGACACUUUUACCUUCUGACGAUUUUUUUUUAAAUAUCACAUUCUGCACUUUCAUGCUAUUUCAAAACUAUUGAUCCUAAGUAUUUUUUUUAAAAUCAUUUUUAUGGCAUAUGGAAAUCAAGAUAUGUAAUUUUCUCAUGGUUAUGUUGCUAUGUGUUGACAAAUUUUAAAAGGUUCUUGCUUAUUAUUAUGUUGGCAAUAAUCUAAGAAAUAGAUAGCAUCUUUAAUUUUAAGUACCUGUAAAUAUAAAUGAUAGUUUUAUGAAAUCAUGCAACUCUCCCACUUUCCUGUUUCAUUUCUCUGUCUUUAUUUAGUGGGCAACAGAGAUUUUGUCUUACAAAUACCAGAAAUCAGAUUUUUUUUGUUUGCUGUUUUAUAAAGCUUUCUUUUAAUUGAAGUUUGCAAGUCUCGUGGUUUUUACCCUGUGAAAUUAAGAAAGAGUUCAGAGGUAAUGACGUGUUUUAUUUAAGGUUAUUUUUCAGAGGUAAUGACGUGUUUUAUUUAAGGUUAUUUCAACAUUGACAUUUCCAAUUCAUAGCAGUAUUAUGUAGUUUUGUGCAUAGUUCAGCACUUGUGGUGCAGACAGAUUAAUAGGACAAUUACCAAGUUCUUUGUAUUGUAUUGGUCUUGCCAGUGUUGAAGUAGCUGAUUACUUUGUGAUCAGAUUGUCAGAGGAAAAAUAAACUUACAUUAAAAUUUCAGCUACUAAAUUAAAUAUUUCAUAUUAACUUUUUUUAAUGCAUUCUCCACCCUUUUGUUAGAUAAAAUUUAGGGUGUAUUAGCAAAUGUUAUAGCUGCAUUUCAGCUCUAAAAAAAAACUAAUAAAGCUUUUUUCCAAACAAAAGGUUUGGACUUUAUCUGGAAAUACUGUAAAAUACUGUAUUCAUAAUUUUUAACUUAUUAUCAGGGAAGCAAUUCAUUCUCAAUUUUAGAAUGAGUAAUCCUUUGUUUCAGAUGCAUCUAUGAUAUUGUGAUUUUAUUUAAAAUAGAGGACAACAUAUGAUUGAAAAAAUGUAUUAUUGCUGGUUUGAAACUAAACUGAUCCUGUUGUGCAACGUGACAUUGUGCAAAAUUAAGCAUGGAUUCAAUAGGAGAUAUUAGCACUUAAUUUGUGGCUCUGGAUCUGAAGCAGGGGGUAUUCUUAAAAUGCUGCAGAUGCUUAUGGCCAGACUGUAUGUAUGCUGGACCUGUAUCCAUAAAAUUAUCUUUGCUUGGUUAGUUGUCCUGUCUCAUCCACCAGCAACCUAGACCCUCAUAAACGUAAAUGUGCAGCUUUUUUAAUCUGCCUCAUAAAGUCCCUUGAUAUGUACUGAGUUUCUAAAGCCUGAUGUGACUAGAUGAUGAUGGCAUUCAGAAUUUUGCAAUCAGGUCAUUCGGUACUUCCUUCAGAAUGGACACAGUAACUUUUAUACAUGUUCCUGGCCAUCUGACAUAGAAAGCAACCUGAAGUAGUUGCUUUCUGUGAGGGUUUUUUUUCUUCAGAUCUUUAUAAAUACAUAGGUAUGAAUGUCUGGAAUUGCUUGUAUGCAUGUGCAUAAGUGUAGAAGCAUGCCAAAAUACAUUGUUUCAGCUGCUUUUAUUUAAACCAAUGUUGUGUGAAAUAAAAGCAGUGCUCAAGAAUAGGAAUUUUUCUAAACAGUCUUGUCUCCACUCCCCCUCCCAUCCAUGAUGAACAUAUUUGUUUAUUUUUAUGUAAGGACCCAUAUUUGAUGUCACUUAAGCUGCUUUGCACAUGAUGCCUGAUUGGCUCAGUAUGGGAUUGAGGUAUAUCUACCCUACCCCAUCCCAAAAUAACUUUUUGACAGAUAUUUAGUGCCUCAUUUACAGUUGGUGAUCAAGUGUAAGUGACACCUACAUUUUAGGUUUUCUGGCAUCUGUAGAGUGCAGCUUCUGUAGCCAGCAAUUGUUACCUGUCUGUGUGUAAAUUAUAUUCAAUCCAGAGAUGAUGUACAUGAGUAACAAUUGUGAUUUGCUGGGGUUGUAUGCUACCCCUCCCCUAGUGUCAAGCCCUGAAUGGUGUGCGUUCUCUGACACAAACUUUUCAGCUGGGAUUUUCAAUAAAAGUUACAGGUGACAUUAGGGA